GAAGGUGGAGAGUCUGUGAAGGUGAUUCAGGGGGAGAGAGAGAGACAGAGAGAGAGAGAGGGAGAGAGAGAGAGAGAGAGAGAGGGGGGGGCACUUUAAUACACGGGUCUCCUCCUCAUCUCUACACCUCAGCUGACAAGUCCAGCAAACCCACAACUUCACCACUGACGCGCAAGUAAACUCGUAAAAGGGAAACAAACAAGUGGAAGAAACUCGUCCAGAGUUUCCAGAACUGGACCGUGGCUUCAGCAUCGAGACUGUGAUGGACCGGAGGAUGAGCUUGAACAGCGGCGCGGGGGACAUUUUUCACAAAACUCUGAGCGCGGUGUCCAACAAAAAAAUGGACCCGUUCAGGGCAUCGGCCGGCAUCGAACUCCCGACCAGGGACCGCCAGUCGCCUUUAGGCUGCUAUGACCAGACCGACGGUGACCCGAUCCAGCCUGGGGGGCUGGCAGGAGUCAGAGGGGGACCACUAGGUCUGCCGACCGGAUCUUUGUGCAUCAACUUCGGCGAGAGCGCAAACAGGACCUCCGCUGCAGAGAGCAGCGGUGGAGAGCAGAGCCCCGACGAUGACAGCGACGGCAGGUGCGACAUGGUGCUCCUGUCAGACAGGGGCACGGGGGUGGCGGGUAAAGCAGAAGGAGGUAAGAAAUCCAAAGAGCAGAAAUUACUGAGGCUAAACAUCAACGCCAGAGAGAGACGGCGGAUGCACGACCUGAACGACGCGCUGGACGAGCUCAGAGCCGUCAUCCCUUACGCGCACAGCCCAUCCGUGCGCAAACUCUCCAAAAUCGCCACGCUGCUGCUCGCCAAAAACUUCAUUCUCAUGCAAGCGCAGGCUCUGGAUGAGAUGAGGAGGCUAGUGGCGUACCUGAACCAGGGCCAAGCCAUCUCCGCCGCCGCCAUACCCACCGCCACUGCGCUCGCAGCUCCGGGUCUGAGCGCGUACGAGCCGCCGACUGGAUAUCCCUUCCCCACCGGAGUGGCUGCGUCCGCCUGUCCGGACAAAUGUACCCUUUUCAACAACGCCACCUCCAGCCUGUGCAAACAGUGCACUGACAAGCCUUAACUGACGGGGAGAGAGAGCAGCAGGAAGGCAGGGAGGGAGGCAGGGAGGGAGAAGACUUUUGGAGAUUCUGGGUGAAGUCAGUAGGCUAGAGACAAAUACUUUUAUAUAAUAUGUACGAAACGCAUUGAAAAACAAAAAAUGCUUUUGUCCAAACAAUACUUGAUUGUGUACAUAGAUCAUCUCUGAAGUGCUGGUGUGAACGGCAGUGAAGACCGAACUGUAGGCCUGCUAAAAGUUCGAGUCAGCUGCUCAGUUAUGGACCUGUCGGAGACUUGGUGACCUGACGACUUGCGUAACUUUUUCAGUUAAAUCCUUGGACACUCUCCUGGAGACUCGGUCCAAACCUCACCUUCUGCUGCUUCCGGUAUAUUUUUCUUUAUCUUUUUUUUUUUUAAUUCCCUUUCCUUUGAUUUACCUCAGAGACAUGUUCGUGCCGUCUUGCUGACUGCUUUUCGAGGCCCAUUUUCAUGAACUUUGAGCACGUGGAAUGUCAUGAUCAACUAAGGCGAUGUUAAAUGAAGACAGAUCAGUGGUGUGAGGACUCACUUAUUUAUUAUGUGCUACAUCAGACACUAUCAAAGGUAUAUGUUGAGGAGUGGGGCACUGUAAACUAAUGAGAAUAAUAAUAAUAAUAAUUAGAAAACAUGAACUAAGGAUCAAGUGUUUUGCUCUGUUUCUUUGUAAUUUAUUAUUUUAAAUAUUUAUAUGCUGUGUUUUGCUUGUAUUGCACACCGUAGUUAGUCUUCAGUUGCUGUUUUUUUAAUGCAUUUUCCUCUCAUUCAGAGUGAGGUAAUUUGGGUUGCCAGGUCAGAUGUGGACUAUAGUGUAGAUACCUUAGUUAUUAUAUGAGCGACGAGGGCCAUUUGUAUGUGUAUCAGUGUUGAAAAGCUUUAUUAAAAUAUUUUGA
This is a messenger RNA of Cynoglossus semilaevis (tongue sole), 1976 nucleotides long. It is a transcript of the gene bhlhe22, whose product is annotated as basic helix-loop-helix family, member e22. The coding region runs from base 263 to 1069 and encodes 268 amino acids. Gene Ontology annotation, molecular function: protein dimerization activity; DNA-binding transcription factor activity, RNA polymerase II-specific; E-box binding. Gene Ontology annotation, biological process: sensory organ development; axon development; positive regulation of transcription by RNA polymerase II. NCBI's taxonomy places the organism in Eukaryota, Metazoa, Chordata, Actinopteri, Pleuronectiformes, Cynoglossidae. The transcript has a single exon. Gene Ontology annotation, cellular component: nucleus. The record is from RefSeq and is a predicted model, not a curated record.